AGUUUAGGUUAAAUUUCAUUACUGAACACAUGUUAAGAACAUUUUAAAGCCUUUUUUCGUCCAACAAUUUUUAUGGAAUCUUUGGAUAUAAUCGGUGAGUAGCUAUUACAGUUUCAGUACAUCGACCUAUUACUCAGUUUUUACGGGUGGGGCCUUUCAAUUAAAUGCCAUACUGAAUGUUCGAAUGCAAUCAACGGGAUUGCUCGCUCGGCGUUAUGUUAAUAGAAACGCAUUGUCAAACUCUAUAAUCCAUCUACCACACGCUUCUCAUCAUUAUUUGAUGAGUACAUAGCAAAAUUAACAUCACUUUUUUACCGACCGAACAUGGGUCAACUGGAACAUGAACGUAAUGCUCUUGUAGGUUCAAGGAAGACAUGGUUGCGCCUCUUCUAUAACUUCACUCAAGAGACAACAUUUCACGGGGUUCGAUUUAUUACUUCAUCAACUCCCUGGUUUAUUCGCCGAAUACUUUGGUUUCUCUCCUGUUCAACCGCCCUUGGAAUAUUUGCUUGGUUCGUUAACGAUCGAUUAUCUCAUUUUCGGGAUAAACCUCGUUCGGUUAAUGUAGAAGUUAUCUUCACUAGAUCAGUUGAUUUUCCCGAUAUCACAAUAUGCAAUCAAAACUCUUUCAGGACAUCCGAAACCCAUGAAAUCGGCUUGUAUGAUACAGUUGAAGCAACCUUCGAAAAAGGUCUCCAAUCAGAACCAUUUGAUUUUGUACCUGGGAAAAUUCUCAAGGGUAUAGGUCCCCCCGUUGCCCAAUAUGAGAAUGUGACAGCAAGAGUAUGCCUUGCCCUCUGUUCAAGUCAACAACAUAGCUCACAAUGUUGUGCUGUUAUGUUUAAUACAUUCUCGAAAACUUGCUACAUUACUCCUAUGUCAGAUAGAAAUGAUGGAAUAAAAGUGAUUGACAGUAUAAAUACAAACUUUUACAGGAGAAAAACUUGCGAUGUGAAAACAAAUUAUACAUGCGAUUUUGAACAAAAUGUUUGCGGACUUGUUAACAAAUCAGCAACAAGAGAAUUAACCUGGCACCGCAUUAUGGCUAAAACAUCUUUCAGUGUUUCCUCUUUUGACAGAACAUCAAUGAAUUCCAGCGGCUAUAUUGUACGGGCUUAUAGUUCUUUCAGUCAGAAACAAUCUUCAGCACAACUAGUUUCCACGUUCAUUAGUGCUGGAGAUAAUACGUGUAUAAAGUUUUACUAUCAACUUAGAAGUGGUGUUUUAAGCGUAAAAACUCAGUUAAGAUCAGAAAAUUUCAACUUGAUUUGGCAGCGUAAAGGAAUACAAGUAUGGCAGUGGUAUAAGGGCUAUAAAAAACUUCCACAAGGGUUUUAUCGCGUUGUUCUAGAGGCAUCUUCUUCUGGCAGAGGAGAAGUCGAUGUCUCUUUAGAUGAUAUUACCAUCAGCAGUUGUCUUUCUAGGGAAGACAUAGUUUGUGCAGAAGAUCCUUUUGCUACUGAUUAUGCAGGCGUUCAAACUAAAUCAAUAUCUGGCAGGGAAUGCCAACCAUGGAGCAGUAUUAGUAGCUAUUUACUCGCAACCUUUUUAAAACCGUGGGGCAGUGAAAGCGAGAAUUCAUCCCUAGUCGAACUUGGGUCAUAUUGCCGUAAUCCAAAUUUUGAUCUAAAUGGUCCCUGGUGCGUUACUGAUGUCAAUAGUAUGACAAUUGAGUACUGUAAAAUACCAUCAUGUCAAUGUCCUGAGGAUUCAUUUACCUGCAAUAAUGGUAAUUGCACUUCACUUCAUUUGCGUUGCAAUGGGGAAAAUGAUUGCGGUGAUAAUUCAGAUGAACUCUCCGAGUAUUGCGAUAAACAAAUGUCCUUGGAAUGUGAAUUUGAAGAUUGGAAUUGCGGCUACGAUACUUCUGAAUCGGUUACUGCAGAUUGGAAAAUAGUCUCUAGUGUAGGAAGAUCAUCUUAUUAUUCAAUUGUCAAUGGGAGGAAGAAUGACAAAGUUGUCCUAGUAUCACCUGCUUUCAAAUUGAGCACUGAUUCGUGUAUUUAUAUGGACUUGAAAUUAACACCGCUUGUUCCAGUCAGUCUCUCUUUGAGACAAGCAAAGUAUAAAGAUCUAUCGAGAAAUUACCUAUGUUCGUUGGAGAAGAACGACACAAAUUGGCAAGCAUCAUUUAUAGAUAUUCCCAAAGGAAAUUUUCACCUCGUUUUGGAUACCUUACCUACGAUUAACUUUGAAUUAGCAAUAGAUAACAUCACUUUAUAUGGGCAAAACUGUAAUAAUACAAUGGAAGAAGCAAUUAGAAUUAAAAAUUUAAAGAUAGAGAGACUAAAGCAAAUCGAAAUUGAAAUAGAAAAAGCCAAACAAGAAUACGUGGAAGAAAUAUUAAGGAGAAGAGCAACUACUCCAAGUUACAAUUAUACAAUUAAUGGAACAGAAACGAAUGUUACUUCCGAAUCAAGAACUACAACAACCCCAUUAAUAAGUGAUUCCACUGUUUCAGUUUCUCAUCCAACUACGAAUAAUCUAACUAUAAAUGUCACCACUGACCCAUAUCAUGGACUUAUUAAUGAAACAUGGUUGAGAGAAACUCGGUUAAACAUUACAAAUCGAUUAUUGGCGGAUGUACCAAAAGCUAUUCCGUUUGGCGAAAGAUUCUGUAAUAAAAUGGAAUGCAUUAAUUGCUUGGAAGACCUGAAGUAUGAAGGCUUUAAUGUAUCUCUUACUAAUGAAACCAAAUGUAAUAGUACAUGCAAUUUAUCACCGACUUGUCUGUGUGAUUAUAAAUUUCGAUCUUCUCAUUCACAAAUAUCAUGGGUUAUAAGGAGAGAAAUUUUGUCUCGACCCGACAGUCGAAAAAUUAAUUCCACAGAGAAUUCAACCAAUGUAGAUUUAACUCCUAUUUACAGAUAUUUUACUUCUCUUGCACUCCCCAAAAAGCGAUAUACCACUGGCACUGUUGACUUCAUUUUACCUUAUAGAGACUUUCCUGAGGAGUCUUGCUUACAGUUUUACUAUGUAAUAUAUAAUAUUGAUGUAGUGGCGCAGAAAAUUGACGGAUCGUUUCAUUUACUAACUUUAACACACGAUCAAUAUGUACCUGUUCGUCAUCUGGCUAAAGUUAAACUUCCAAUUGGCUAUUAUAGAAUUGAAUUCCGAGUGCGUCUCUCAUCUUUGCCUGGUCUGGAAAAUGUGCGGCUAGAUACAUUUAAAAUUUCACCUGGCAAAUGUCCCUGGACGGGUGAUGAACCCAAUGUUAAUUGCACUUUUUCAAACAAUGACUGGUGCGGAUACGAAGAUAUUUCAGAGGGUAGCAUUCGAUGGCGAAGAAGUCAAGACGACCAAAAAGAUGACACAGAAGGAUUUUAUGUUAAAACAACAGGAAGGGCAGACUCAAUUUGGCAGUCAGGAAGAAUUUUAUCUCCUUGGUUCAAUUCAACAUCUUACAAGAUUAAAAUAAACAAUGUUAAACCUACGAUGCCAACCGACGAUGGGACAACGUCAUCGAAUUCAACUGGCAAUACCACUUCCUCGAAUACGACUAUUACAACUGUCCCAUUUGAAACAACAACGGCGGCCAUCCAGUCGACAACUAAAUCAGGAAAUCCAACUAGAUUUGGCAGAGAUGUAAGUCAUGUAAAUCGUUCAACUUUCGAUACUACAAUUGCAUCGUCGACUCCCCAAGAAGAUCAGUUUUUUAUCAUAAAUCAAUCGUGUGUUACUUUUUCUUACUUUACACAACUGAAUGGUCAAGAUGGUCGAAGUACAUUUUCAGUUAUACUAAUCAAUGAAACCGACACAAGAGAACUGGGCUGGCGAUUACAUAAUACAGGCGAAAACGAAUGGCACACUGGUCAAUUCGAAAUUGGCGUUGGGCGAUUUAGAUUAGAAUUUCAACUAACCGGAUACAACACAAGGGGCGGAAUUGAUGAUGUUAGAGUAUUACACGGUCCCUGCCCCUCAGUCUUCCAGUGUAAAGAGCAAACUUACGCUUGUACAUCCUCGAAAACUUGUAUACCGAAUUUAAAAGUCUGCGAUGGUUUGCCAAAUUGUAAUGAAGCUGUUGACGAAGACUGUCCUGGUAACAAUCAAACUACUACAAAAACUGAAAUAGUCAUCGAACAGGAUAUCGAGAUCGGUGCGGGAGGUCGGGGACAAAUGGAUGAACUAUUCAACAGUCUUGAAACUAUCUAUAAAAGGACAGCUCAUCAAAAGGAUGAUAUGAUUUAUUCAUGCUUCUUUGAGGGUACACCGUGCAGUCAAGAAAAUUUUACUCGAGUUUUAACCGACUAUGGUCAAUGCUACACAUUUAUGGGCAAAAAUCAAUCUGAAUGGCUGACUGAUAAAACUGGAUCCAGAUUUGGUCUCAGUCUUACUAUUAAUAUCGAACAAUACGAAUAUAUGAUUGGACCACAUUCUGAUGCCGGAAUCAAAGUAUUUAUGCACGCAAAAAAUGAAAUUCCUGAGGUUCGAGAUUUAGGAUUUGCUAUUCCUCCUGGUAGCCAUGCUCUAGUGGGUAUUCGUAAACAAAUAACUGAAAAUCUGAGAGCUCCUCAUGGGGACUGUGAUGAUAGACCAUUGCAAUUUUAUCCAGCUUAUUAUCAUUCAAGUUGCCGACGAGAAUGUGAAACUCUUCUAACAAAUAAAGAAUGUGGCUGUGUUGAUGCAUAUAUGCCAAGAGCCAAUGGAGCAGAUUUUUUACCGACAUGCAACUUGACUGGAUAUUUUAAAUGCGUUAUUCCAUUUAUCGGUUCACCCGAUGCUGUUUCUGCAACAUGUAAUUGUCCAAAACCUUGUCGACAAGUUGUAUUUGAACCAUUUUUAUCAAAUGCUGCAUUAUCGAAAUUGAGCGUUCAACAGCUGUUAAGUAAUGAUUUGAAACCAUUGAAAAGAAAAUUUACUAGAGCUUACGAAACAACCCAAAGGGUUAGCACUAAGACAUUCAUUGAUGAUAUUUCGCAAUUGAAUCAGGUCUUAAGUGACUAUAUACAAUUUACUCAAUUAACUGGGCAAUACUUAGAGAAUUUGGAUGAAUCCAGUUUUAACAAAGUUUGGAUAUCCGCUAAAAGAUUAAUUACUCUUUUUGAGCACGAUGAAGGGAAAUAUUUGGAGGACAUUGAUUCAAGAGUCAUCGAAUAUAAUAAUAUUUAUGAGAAAGGAGAUGUUGUAUUGGAGUCACAAGCCGUAGAGUUGAAAAUAGCAUUAUUAGAAGUACAACAAUACCUGGAAUUCUAUAACACAACGCCUGAAGAGCCUGCAUAUUCAUUAUUCAAAACAGCCAUUGCAACUGCAGUAACAAAGGGUGAAAGAGUUAUUCAGACGCUCAAUGUAAUUUAUGAAAGAAAAUGGCAAAAUGAAAAUAGUUUUGAUGAUAUUCGUAUUGCCUGGAACACUCCAUCCGAAAAAAGGAACUGUUCAGAUAAAGUUAUAGACUUAUCCGAAGCUUUAUUCGGAGUUCAGAUUCUUUUGCAGAGAAUCGAUUCACCUGAUUUUCAACUAAACAAUUCUAAUGGAAAUAUUAUUAAUCAAUUUAAGAAUAACGUAACAUCUUUUUUAAGCCUAUCUGACAACGUUGAAAGUUGUUUGACAGAAUACAUUGACGCAAUGAAAGCUUUGUCAACAUUUUCAAAAGAUUCUGUGACCGAACUGAAAGGUUUGAUUGAAAAUCAAGAAAAUUUUCUGAUAGACUCAUCUUUUGAUUAUGAUAAAGAAAUAGAAGCUGUAAAUAGUUUUCUUAAUGAUUUGAACGAAACAACUCAGAAUUACAUCCAUUAUCGCAUUAGUAAGGGUAAAAUGUUAGAAUUGUUUGGAAAUGCUGACAAUGGUCAAGGAAUGCUUGAACAAAUUAGAUUAUUUAAAGAUAAGAUUUUACAAAAAGUAACAUCUCCUUUACAGAACAGAAUAUCGCAAAUAGAGAGUGAAGUCAAAGAGAAAUAUAAACAAAUGUUAUCUCUAACCGCCAAAACAGAGAGUUUUUUCAAAAGCGGCUAUUAUUAUAGUACAGCAGAGAAGAUGAUUAUUUGGAAAGGGAUAGCUCCAAAUUUUGAAAAUCCAACAAAUAUUAAACAAGAAGGAAAAGAACUUGUGAACAUUUGGAUUAGGGGAACUCCUAUAGAUGUUUUUCAAAAAAGUAAAGGCAACGCCUUUAUCGAGAGUGCUAUAUCGAGCUUUAUGGAUCAACUUGACAAAAUUCUAGAAGAUUUUGAGGCACAAAUAAAAUCUAAAACAAAUAUUCUGGAGAAUAAUGUCAAUACUUUAGCCACUCAAUAUCAAGUUUAUACCCAAAAAAUCGAAAUUAAUGACCAAUUUGUUCUUGAAAACUUCUUGAACAUUGACUUUUAUUUCUCACAACUUAAAGAACAAACUAUUACUCAAGUCGAAGAUUACAAGAUUAUUCAAUUUUUUAGUGAUAUUGGAGGUUUUAUGGGCUUAUUAUUAGGUGGAUCUGUUCUUAGUGUUUGCGAAGUGAUUGAUUUAAUUUUAUACAAUUUUGCUCUGAAAAUGUUUCAUCGACAAAACAAGAAUAAAAAAUCUCAAAAACAAGUUCAAUCGACAAACUCAAAGGAGGCCCUUAACGAAUCCUUACAGGCUAAUGUAGAAAAUGAAAAGGGUUUAAAAAAUGAUGGCCAAAGCGUCUAGAUAAAUUGUUUAACAUUUUCUGAAAAGUUUUUUGUUUACCUCCCUUCUUCUUAGAUCUGAUUUUGCUGUGUGCUUCUUUCUGAUUUUUGUUUGUACAGAAUUUACUUCUAUAAAUACAAUUUAAGAUAAAAAUUUAUGAUAAUAA
This is a messenger RNA of Dimorphilus gyrociliatus, 6742 nucleotides long. The record is from the annotation of a GenBank genome assembly. Lineage: Eukaryota; Metazoa; Annelida; Polychaeta; Dinophilidae.